Molecule: messenger RNA, 975 nt
Organism: Rasamsonia emersonii CBS 393.64
Lineage: Eukaryota; Fungi; Ascomycota; Eurotiomycetes; Eurotiales; Trichocomaceae
Product: Thiamine diphosphokinase
Exons: 1
Coding region: 1-975 (324 amino acids)
Molecular function (GO): 8-oxo-dGDP phosphatase activity
Source: RefSeq, a predicted model, not a curated record
AUGCUGCCAGUUGCAGGUUUCAUAGCUGACCCUCGACACCCCAACAGUUUCCCCUACUAUGAGGAUGAUCCUGAAUCCUACAAGGCGCACCUGAAAAACUACCACGCCUUCAAAGUCAAUGGCUGCAAUGCCGUGCUCGGCUAUAUCCCCAACCGCGUCGUCGAGAAGUUCCACUGGCUGGAGGACUGUUGGAACGUCGACUCGUCGUCUCAGACGGUCACGCUGAUGGCGCCCCCAGAUGCGACGCCCGCAUUGCGCAGUGAGCUCAUGGCCCGCACUCUGGCAGAAGCUGUCAAGCGGGAGACUUUCGAGGUCCUGAAGGGCUGGCGCAACGAGAUGUACCCAGUCUACGGCCCGGGAGGGGAGUUCUUGCUCGAGAUGGAGCGAUCGGCCAGCCCGCUUUUUGGCAUCAUCACUUACGGAGUCCACAUUACCGGCUAUGUCGAAGACGAGCAGGGCCUCAGACUAUGGGUCGCCAGGCGAUCGCUGACGAAACAGACCUACCCCGGGAUGCUGGACAAUACUGCAGCCGGCGGGAUGAGCACCGGCGAACUCCCAUACGACUGUGGGGUUCGCGAAGCGAUGGAAGAGGCGUCCAUCCCGGAAGAUGUCUUGAAGAAGAAUUUGAAGCCGGCCGGGUGUGUUACAUACUUCUACGUUCGCGACUCGCGCGCAGGCGGCGAAACGGGGUUGCUUCAGCCCGAGAUAGAAUACAUCUACGAUCUUAAGCUGGACGCCAACAUCAUCCCCAAGCCCUGCGACUCGGAAGUGGAAGAUUUCCGGCUCUGGACCGUUGACGAGGUCAAGGAAUCGCUGCGCAGAGGGGAAUGGAAGCCCAAUUGCGCGGUGGUUGUGAUUGAUUUCUUCAUCCGUCAUGGCAUUCUGACACCGGAGAAUGAGCCUGACUAUCUGGAGAUCGUGGCCAGGAUACAUCGCCGUCUGGAAUUCCCCAAAGCAUCUCAUGCAAGUCGAUAG